Molecule: messenger RNA, 682 nt
Organism: Odobenus rosmarus divergens (Pacific walrus)
Lineage: Eukaryota; Metazoa; Chordata; Mammalia; Carnivora; Odobenidae
Gene: SHISAL1
Product: KIAA1644 ortholog
Exons: 4
Coding region: 1-597 (198 amino acids)
Source: RefSeq, a predicted model, not a curated record
AUGACCAGUUGUGGCCAGCAGUCCUUGAACGUGCUCACCGUCCUCUCGUUGCUGAUUUCUGCAGUCUUGUCCGCGCAUUUCCGGGUCUGUGAGCCGUAUACGGACCACAAAGGCCGCUAUCACUUUGGCUUCCACUGCCCCCGGCUCUCGGACAACAAAACCUUCAUUCUCUGCUGUCACCAUAACAACACAGUUUUCAAAUACUGCUGCAACGAGACAGAGUUCCAGGCGGUGAUGCAGGCGAACCUCACGGCCGGCUCCGAGGGCUACAUGCACAACAAUUACACCGCCUUGCUGGGAGUGUGGAUCUAUGGCUUUUUCGUGUUGAUGCUCCUGGUCCUGGAUCUUUUGUAUUACUCGGCAAUGAACUACGACAUUUGCAAAGUUUACCUGGCGCGGUGGGGCAUCCACGGACGAUGGAUGAAACAGGACCCCCGGCGGUGGGGCAAAGCUGCCCGGCCCCCUCCGCCAGGGCAGCCCGCCCCACAGCCCCAGCCUCCCCCAGGCCUGCUGCCGCAAGCCCCCCAGGCCGUGCACACGCUUCAGGGAGAUGCUCACAGCCCACCACUGAUGACCUUCCAGAGUUCGUCUGCCUGAAAGCCCUUUUGCCGUGCCUCAGGAUGGGGGAGGUGAGACCCGAAGCACCUGGCACAGCCUCCAAGAAGAACAACUUCCACAGAGA